Molecule: messenger RNA, 264 nt
Organism: Rotaria sp. Silwood1
Lineage: Eukaryota; Metazoa; Rotifera; Eurotatoria; Philodinida; Philodinidae
Source: the annotation of a GenBank genome assembly
AUGUUUUCUUCAAUUCAAAACUCAUCACCAACUUGUAAAAUCAUUGAAAUUCCCCCAGGUUUAAUAGAAAAUGGAAAAACAUUAUUAAUUGAAACACAUUAUGAAUUAUUUAUAAAUAAUUAUCAUUUCUCACGACCAUCACAUUUUAUUACACAAAAUCAUGGAUUAUGUCUUGUUGAUAAACAACAAAAAGAUUUUAUAUCAGAUCAAUAUUAUUAUCAAUUAAAUUCACAUAAUUAUGAUUAUCGUAAGUUUACAUUUUGA